GAGAAGGGGGGGAGUGUGUGCGUGUGUCGGGGUUGGGGUCGAGUCUACUCCGGCAGAAUUAGCAUUCGGCCGACGCGCUGAGCGGCACAGCGCCUCCGACAUCAUCUCUCGCACAGCUCCAUCGCUCUCUCCCCUGCUGCUGCUGCCGCCGCCGCAGCCGCCGCUGCUGCUGCUCCACAUGUCCGAUGCUUUCUCUCAUUUCCAUCCUCAUCCCUGGCGAUAGCAGCAGCAGCAGCAAUAUAAUGGACGUGGCUCCAGUGAAGAAGCAGGAGCAGCAGCGGCAACAACAACAGCAGCAGCAGUAGGUGAGGGUGGCGUUUAGGUUGAACGGUUGUUGUUGUUAUUUUGAUUCUAUGAUCGAAGAAUGUGCGUGUGAAUACGCCCGAGCGUUUUAAACGUAGGCUAUGUGUGCCCGUGUAUCUAUUCUAUUAUAUAUGAGCCGUGCGCGUGGCGCGUGCAGUGAGUAGGAAGCGCGUUGGCCCCCCCGUGUACAUUUCAACAAAUGGUUUUGCGGCGUGGAUUGCAUCUUUCGGAAGACGUGACGAGCUGAUAGAAUUUGUUUUUAACAAUAACGAGAAGAGCAAGCGGGCGCGGUGGUGCCAGUAGUUGUCGCAGUAACAGAGAUAUUAAAUGACUAUUAAACGGGAGAGCCACGUAAAGUCAUCAAGGCCCGGAUUACAUCUGAUAAAGAAGCUGCAUUGAACGCUCCUCCUGCUGCUGUUCCUGCUGCUGCUGCUGCACGAGCGACUCGUCCACCCUGGGGCCGUCCCGACCAAGUCGCCUGCAGUUGACCCUCUUACUCGCCUUCUCCGCCUCUCAUGCAACAGCCGCAACAUCAUCGUCGGCAUCAUCAGCAGCAGCAGCGACAACAGAAGCAGCAGCAGCAGCAGCAAUAGGAGGCGAUAAUGCAGAAGGUGCGAUUUGGGUGUCGUCGCUGAUGCUGCAGCGAGCGUUGGGGUGAUGCGGACGUGUCCCUUAAAGGAGCCCUGUUCUUUUGGACAUCUCUACCACCACCACCACCGCCACCCUUUGCCACAACUGUCACAACCACCACAACCACAGCAACCACCUGCUCAAGGUUGCCGCGAUCUCGACCAAGCUGUUGCAGAGAGAGCCGUCAGUGACGGUAGCUCCUCAAGCCGCACCUCCGUCGCCGUCUCCUGCACCUCCACCUCCAUCUCCUCCUCCUCAUAGAUGCGUCUGCAUGACGUCUGCACUGCAUGGCUGCCGACCACAGCGGCCCCGACCCUCUGUCCGCAAGCCUCCGUCCCAAGGCCACGGCGCCGUUGACAUGACCAAGGGCGACGUGGAAGAAUGCCAGAUGAUGGUGGAGGAGUUCCACACCCACGUCGCCACGUUCCGCGAGCUCGUCAUCUCGAUCGGGGACGCGAGCAGUGACAGCCUCGCCGGACGCCUCCAACUGCGCCGCUCGCGGGGCCAGUGCUCGGCCAUGGCCACCGACACGUGCACUAGCAUGGCCGCCCUCAACAGGCCCGAGGAAGGAGAGAUCCAGUACGACAUUUACAGGCUCUACAUCCAGUUUCACGGCUGCCUGGAAAUGUACAUCUCAGAGAUGCUCAAGUCCAUCUGCCUCAUGGAGUCCUUCCAGCUGCAAGGGAAAGGCCGGGAGGUUCGGGGCACGCCGGUGAGUGGCCAACGCGGGGCCCAGGACGCGUCGCACGCGCCCAUCCUCGACGAGAAUGCCGCGUCGCAGACGCCCAACCUCGCCGACAUCGGCUGGACCACCCCGAUGGAGAUCCACAACACCCAGAGGGAUCUGAGAGAGAUGAAAGCUCUGCUCAGUAAACUCAGGGAGUCAAUGCCACUUCCACUUAAAAACCAAGAUGACAGUGCCCUACUCAGCCUAAUACCAUCUUACCCACCACUGAGGCGGAGGAAGAGAAAACUGCUAAGGUUGUGUUGUCUGCUCGCCAGUUAGGCUGGGCGGCACGUCAGGCCUACGCUGUACAGGUCACAGGUCAAAAAAACGCUUUACAAAUAAUAAAUACAAAACAUAUGUAGCUAUCAUCAUCAGGCAAUGUAUACAAAAACAAUUCCAAAUGACGAACAUUGAACAUGAAUGGAAUUACGGUAUCGUUCAAGAGAAUAUGCAUUUCACUCGCACACGCGUUUAGCCGAAAACAUCAAGCCUUUGUCCGUUGCCGAAAGUUGGGAGUGUAAUUUGAUUCCCCCACAGACUAAAUGAUUAAGUUUCUAUCAAAACAGUACCUGUGGAUCCAUCGGAAAGGAACUUGGAAAUCUGGCAAUUUAAAAUCAUGGAAAAGUUCAACUUAACAGGAAACAUGUUGCGUAUGUGUGGAUCCAGUUGGUGCCUUUUUGGUAGAGAGUGUCGUCGCAUCAAGGGUAAAGGUCCGGGGGUCUUGUGCUCAUUCACUGGGUUCAUAGCACUUGGGUCAACGUGCGUCUACAUAGCUCGAACCUUGAAGGCCACUUUUCGGGCACGGUUGUAAGUGUUCAUAUCAGAAAAGAAAACCUAAACACACACACACAUGUAACAAUAUUAUCAAAAAUUACAGUAAUCAACAUUUUUACUGGCUUCGAGCAUGUUUGAAGUUGGGCCAAAAUGUGAAUGCCAAUCAUCUACACUCUCCCACUGCAUGUUUGUGUAAGCAUCUAACGAGAUUUAAUGUACUUGCAAUAUGCAAUAUUCAAUGUACAGUCCGUGGAUAUUUUUUAUUUGUUUGUUUCAUGACUAUAAAUGUUACUCGGUCCUGUACUAUUCACCCAGACAGGGCAUGGGUGUGUUGGCUAACGGAUGACAGAGGGGCUGUCCUGGCAACUCUUUUGUGUUGUUGAAACAAGCCUAACAUAGACUGAGCAUAUGUGCAAUCAUACAAGCCUAUUUAUUUUUAAAACUAUAUUAAACACAUGAUACAGGUUUUCCUCUCUUAUCAUUAAACAUUAAAGUACUUCAACCUUUUUUAAACUACUUAUUUGGGCCUUUGUACUGUUUUAGUAUGCCAAUGGAUAUAUUCAGUUUCACAUUUGGAAUGUACCAUACCUACAGUAAUUUACCAAUAAUUUAGCAAUGUCCAGGAAUUUACCAGAAUCGCAGUCUUUUUACGAAUGUUUGCUGCUUCCUUCUACUUUUCUUUACAUACAUAUUUAUAUCACUUAUUUUCGUCUUCCAAGGUCUACCUUAAAUAAAUGUCAUGCUUUGUUUCUAAACUAAGGUUCCAAAUAA
Molecule: messenger RNA, 3205 nt
Organism: Petromyzon marinus (sea lamprey)
Lineage: Eukaryota; Metazoa; Chordata; Hyperoartia; Petromyzontiformes; Petromyzontidae
Gene: RGS7BP
Product: regulator of G protein signaling 7 binding protein
Source: RefSeq, a predicted model, not a curated record